Dipodomys ordii (Ord's kangaroo rat) is the source of this 644-nucleotide messenger RNA. RefSeq names its product tumor necrosis factor receptor superfamily member 23-like. The transcript is spliced from 6 exons. Gene Ontology annotation, molecular function: protein binding. The record is from RefSeq and is a predicted model, not a curated record. NCBI's taxonomy places the organism in Eukaryota, Metazoa, Chordata, Mammalia, Rodentia, Heteromyidae. Bases 1 to 579 code for a protein of 192 amino acids. Gene Ontology annotation, cellular component: cell surface; plasma membrane. Gene Ontology annotation, biological process: positive regulation of apoptotic process; TRAIL-activated apoptotic signaling pathway.
AUGGCGUUCUUUGGAUGGGAGCAAAGACAGGUCACCACCACAACCCAACUACGUUCAGAGCGCCGCGCGCAGCUGGGUGGGCCUGAGCCCUGCAGCCCGGGCGAGUACUGGUCUGAUGGCCGGUGCUGCCUGCUCUGUCCUGCAGGUGAAUAUGUGAGCCAGGCCUGCGUGAGCCCCCACACCCGGGGAUCCUGCGUGAAGUGUGAGCCAAGGACCUUCACCACGUCCGCCAAUGGCCUGUCUGCUUGUCAGCCCUGUUCCACCUGCGGUGCGGACCAGGAAAUGGUGGUGGAGUGCUCAUCAACCCGGAACCGGGUGUGCCGGUGCAGGAGUGGCCAUUUCUACCUGGCUCCAGAGUCCAUUGAAUUCUGUGCCCCAUGUACCAAGUGUCCUGAAGGGAGGCCUGUUCUGCAGCAGUGCAGUGCCACAGCCAACACAGUGUGCAGUUUGGAUGUUCUAAGUAAGAGAAACCGAUGGUGGCUACUAAGCAUUCUGCUCACGCUGGUUUUGAUGGCUGGUACUGUCUUAUAUGUCACAGAGGGUGGGCCUGCCAGAGGCAGCCAGGGCUCACAUGUAUAAUUCCAGCUACUCGGGAAAUGUGAGGAUCAUGGUUCGAAACCAGCCUGGGCAAGAAAGCCCAUGAG